AUGAUCAAGGAAAAAGUUGCAAUUAAUGUGCAACGGGAGUUCGAGAAGCGUGAUGCCAAAGAUAAUGGCAAGAAAACUGAAGAUGAAAAGGAAGUAGAAGUGACCGGGGAAAGAACUUACAAGAAGAAAUUCACCUUCCGAGACUUUGAAGUGUGCCACCCACCGGAGUAUCACGGUGACUGUGAUCCCAUCGUGUGUACCUGGUGGAUAUCUGAGAUCGAGGGGGCAUUCCGUACUAGUCAAUGUCCCUCUCAUUUGAAAGUGGUAUUCGCGGUUGGGAUGUUAAGAAAUAGUGGAAAGAGGUGGUGGGAUGGCUUGUUGACAAUCAAGAAGGUGGCCUUGGAUAACGUAGAGUGGCCCGAGUUUAAAGAAAUGUUCUUCAAGGAAUUUUGGUCGGAAGCCGAAGUAACAAAGAUUAGAAGCGAAUUUCUCAACGAUUGUCAAGGUACCAUGAGCUUGAACGAAUUCCGAGCCCAAUUCUUGGACAAGGCUCAAUUUUGUCCGGAUUUUCUAAAGAAUGAUCAAUUGCUCAAAGAGCAAUUUUACUUGAAGUUGAAAAAGAGCCUACGAGAGAAGAUUAGCCUACGCCAAAUGGAGUCUUUCUCCAUGUUGGCGGAUGUGGCUAGGGACCACGAGAUUGAGAUGGUUAGGGUGGAUGAAGGCGAGUUAAAAAGGAAGCACGAAGAUGUGAAUUCCCCCAACAAACGGUUCAAACAAGAGGGUAGUUCCGGUAACAACUCUCAUAGAAGAAACAUUCCCUUUUGCCGUCAAUGCAAGAGGAAUCACUCAGGGGCAUGUAAGGCGACAGAUAGAGGUUGUUAUACUUGUGGGAAGCCGGGGCACACUAGUCGGGAGUGCCGGUCAAAGCCCCAAAAGCCCGUUUAUUGUUUCAAAUGUUUUGAAGAGGGCCACAUGAGAAACUCGUGUCCUAAAUUGACCGAGGAAGAAAGACUUGAGGAAAGGAGGAAAGAAGCGGAAAGGAAGAAUGAUCAAGCUCACAGAAAUCCACGGUGGAACAACUAA
Erigeron canadensis is the source of this 1023-nucleotide messenger RNA. RefSeq lists its product as uncharacterized. The record is from RefSeq and is a predicted model, not a curated record. Gene Ontology annotation, cellular component: cytoplasm. The coding region runs from base 1 to 1023 and encodes 340 amino acids. The transcript has a single exon. Gene Ontology annotation, biological process: positive regulation of cytoplasmic translation. NCBI's taxonomy places the organism in Eukaryota, Viridiplantae, Streptophyta, Magnoliopsida, Asterales, Asteraceae. Gene Ontology annotation, molecular function: mRNA binding; zinc ion binding; single-stranded RNA binding.